ACAAACACAGGAAGCAUGUAUUUUCCAGCACUUCUCUACACCUGCAUUUUGAGCAUGCUCUUUCUGAUUGAUGGCAUUCCCAUUCAUCCGGAUAGCCUCAAAAACUUGGUCAGACUGCAAGCAGACACCAUCAUCCACAAAAUUAAGGAACACAAUGAGAAGUUACAACUGUAUCCAAAUCUCCACAUUGGGAAUUCAGAGCUUGAUGUUCUUGCUGAUAAACCUAUCCAAGGGCUUGGGUCCAUCGUGGACACCGUAACUACCAUCCAGAAGGUUCUUCAAAGGCUGCCCAAAGGGCAUGUGAGCCAGUUACGCAGUUAUGUGUCCACCCUUUUGGGUUACUUUAAUGAAAGGAUGACAUUUAUGCAUUGCACACCCAAGGAACCAGCCAAUGGGAGGUCACUGGAUGCAUUCUUAGAGGAAAACGCCACCCGCCACCACAUUACUCUUGGGUACAUCACUUUAGACAUACUGAAACAGUUCCUGCAAAAGCUGAUAGAUAACCUGGACCAGUUGAAGAACUGCUAAUCUGCCACUAUUAUAGCAUUAUAGUACACUAUUUAUUAUAUUUAUUUAAAACCCUGUAUAUUUAUAGACCAAAGCAGCAUUUUUGGCACAAUUUAAUGUACAAACAGAUUUAAAAAUUAUUCCUUGCUAUAAAAUGUAAAGCUAGAAAUGUUGCUUGCGACAUCAUGAUGCGCCAAACAAUCUGUCCUUACGACGUAAACAAACAUUAGCAAUCUGAUACCUGCACACAUUGCCAUGUCAUACUUCAUGCUGUUUGCAGGAUGACAUCAGCACUUGCUGAGCUUGCUCAAUGAUGUCACUGUUUACCAGAAGCGAGGUCAGACUCUGCUGGGAAGCUGGAAUUAUGUUCCCAUUUUACUUCUUGCUGCAACACCAGCAAUGUAGGACACACACCAAAAUAAAAUAAAAAUUGUCCUACAAGGUAU
This is a messenger RNA of Rhinichthys klamathensis goyatoka, 953 nucleotides long. It is a transcript of the gene lepa, whose product is annotated as leptin a. Lineage: Eukaryota; Metazoa; Chordata; Actinopteri; Cypriniformes; Leuciscidae. The transcript is spliced from 2 exons. The coding region runs from base 16 to 528 and encodes 170 amino acids. Gene Ontology annotation, cellular component: extracellular region. The record is from RefSeq and is a predicted model, not a curated record. Gene Ontology annotation, molecular function: hormone activity. Gene Ontology annotation, biological process: signal transduction.